AAGAAGAGCACCUAAAAGUUAACUGCUCUAUAAGACAGGUCUUGAUCAACUGGAGGCUCGAAGCCGGAUCUAAAACGUUGACAGAUAUUUAUAAACACAAUAUCCCUGGUAUUAUAGAUUGGCACUUAUGGAAAUUAUAUUCUUCAUACAUGUGGGGGAUGAAUCAAUUCCUUCUCCUGGGAAUGCUAUCAUCAUUAAAAUAAAGCACUACGUUUAUGGCUGGUCUGCUAUCCAAGACUUUUACUUUCAAUGGUCCUCUGUUUCAAGUUGUAAGAUGGAAUCGCCCAAAGAAAGACCUUAAAUUGAAUGUCGAUGCCUCGUAUGUACCUGGAAAAGCAGCUGGAGGGGCGGUGUUGCGAGAUAAGCUUGGUGGUUUCAAAUGGGCCAUUAGCUUCCCAGUUUUUGCUUCGUCUUCGGAGGAGGCUGAGCUUGUGGCACUGACUACUGCUACGGAGUGGGCGCUGACGAGAGGAAUAUCAGACUUUCAGGUAGAAACCGAUUCAACAAGUGCUCUAAGAUCGAUUUCAGACAACAACAUCUCAGGUGGGAUGAACUAUCUUCGGACAUGAUAAAAAUGUAAUAAAUUAAAAAACAAUAAAAUAAAUAUUAAAUAAAAUUUUAAAAACAAUUAAAAUAAAAAAUUAUUGAAUAGAAAACUAAAAGAAAUUAAAUAAAAAAAUAAAUGUAAAAAUAUAUUAAAAAAAUAUAUGCAGGUCUGUUUUUGAUAUUUUCAAAGAAUAAAAAUACUAUCUUCAUGCCAUUUCCAAAUAAAAAAGGUAGUUUUUAUAUAAAAUUGGCAUUUUUUCGAUCAGUGGUGGAAUUGUUGGGCGGUGGCCGGGGCUGCGGGAAAGGCCUCCAUUUUUAUAUUUUUUAAUGUGUUUUAUCUAUUUUUUAUUUAUUUUUAAAGUUUUUAUUUGUUUUUUAAAUUUUCAUUAUUUUAGUAUUUUUUAAAAAUAUUUUAGAAUUUUUAUAUUCUAAUCUGAUCAACUAAGUCAUACACCCUCUGUCCCAAACUGAGUUGCAAAUUUGAUUUUUUUGGGUCAAAUGUUUUCAUUUUAUUCAAUUAAUUAGGAUAUCAAUUCCUAAUUCAAUUUUAAUUUGGAUUUUGUAACUUUACAGAGAUUUUAAUGAAGUUUAUGAAUAUGUAAUUUUUAAUUAUUAAAAUUGAAUAAUUUAUCAAUAAAGAGGAUGUAACUUUAAAAUUAUUUAACUAAAAAUGUUUACUUUGCAAAACAAAUUGAAACAAUAUUCUAGAAUUAAUUAAUUAUUUAGAUUAGAACUUAGAAGUACUAUCUUUUAUUAUACAAAGGGAAAAUAAAAAUUGUAUAGUGUUCUCGCCAAAACACUGUGCAGUAAUGGGCCGUAUCUGUUAAAAAUGGGUCUAAAAUCGAUCAGGCUGCAUCUCUCUUUUAGUGCUCAGUAAUUGUAAAUGCUGUAUUUUGCGCUCUGAAAAUUACUUUAUUUACUUUAUUGGGUCAAUGAAUUAUUGUUGAUUAAAUGCUUUAAUUAUAAUAAAAAUGGGGAGCACAGUACUCGAAAUUCCACAGGCCACACAUUUAAUCUUUUUGCAUUUCUUGAGCCCCACAACAUUAAAUGCAAUGUACUAACUAUAAUGUUGAAUUAAUUUACUACUGCUCUAAAAAUUACUUUAUUUACUUUAUUGGGUCAAUGAAUUAUUGUUGAAUAGAGUGCUUUAAUUAUAAUAAAAAAGGGGGAGAUUAGUACUCGAAAAUCCACAAGUCACACAUUUGGUCUUCUUGCAUUUCUUGAGCCACACAACAUGAAAUGCAAUGUACUAACUAUAUUAAUUAAUGGCAACUUCACAUUUGAUGGUUGUACUAUCAAAUCUCUAAGUAGAGAUUGUGUGUGCGGACCAAUGGUUAUUACACAAAUUGUUAUACAACACUUUCUCCCUUUCCCAAUAUAAAUACCCAUUGCAAGUUUCAGAAUCCACACCACAACCAAGCUAAUCUCUUUUACAUUCUUUGUAUUCUUAAGUUUCUUGAGUGAUUUGUGAGCCAUGACAGGAUCCUCAACACAAAGAGGCAUGUGGUCCCUGAUCAAGGAUGUUGAUCAUACCAAGACCACUUGGGCCUUAAGGGUGAGGGUGGUCAGAGCAUACGAAGUCCCACCACACUCAAAGGGGGUUGGGGGGGGGGGGGGGGACACUGGAGAUGGUGUUGCAUGAUGAACAGGGAGACCGCAUUCACGCUAUCUUAAAAAGGCCACAGGUCGAGGUUUACAAAACCAUGAUCAAGGAAAACAAAAUUUACGCUCUAAGGACGUUUUUGGUCCUGGACAACUACCAAAUUCUCAAAACAAGUGACCAUCCUUAUCUGAUUCAAUUCAUCAGCAAAACUCAAUUCACCGAGGACACUAGGACAGAGUUGCCAAUGAUGGUGUAUGACUUUCAGUCAUAUGACAUGUUGCAGACUCAACGCGUCACCAACGACAACAAAUUGAUUGAUGUCAUUGGGAAAGUCAUAUGUAAGAGCGGUGUUCAAAACCACAUCAUUAGCGGCCGAACUGAAAGAAUGAUGGAGUUGACAUUAGGAGACCCUGAAGGGAACAGACUCGGAUGUGUUUUGUGGAACAAGUACAUAGACCAGUAUAUGGAGUAUGUGACUGAAAAUGUUGGUGUGCCUGUGUAUGUAAUUUUUCAGCUGUGCACGCCAAAGAGAUACCAAGCGUUUUGAACUCACUAUACUCAUUCUAUUGGGAUCUGAACAGAGAUUGGGACCUCGGCAUUGACUGAUUUGAAAGCUAUAUCUCUACCUGGACGUAUUUGGGAGGCCGCUAAUAACCAACGAAUGAAAAGUGCUUUGGGAGGGAAUUUUCCCCCUUUUCCUAGUUUGGUUAAGAAAUUCGAAGGUGAGGGGAGCUAAAACCUUACUGCCCGUUAGAACCUUACAGAGCUAUAUGUUUGAUGAUAGUAGUACAUGUAUUUAUAUAUUCACACACACAUUUUUCCUUGAGAAAAAUCUGUAAUCAGAUAUAACAACAUGGUUAACAAAUAUCAAUAUUGAAAGUGUGCAUACCUUGAAAUAUGAAUAUUUAGUACUUUGAGCUUCUAAGGUAUAAGUUAUUU
Molecule: messenger RNA, 3088 nt
Organism: Cuscuta epithymum
Lineage: Eukaryota; Viridiplantae; Streptophyta; Magnoliopsida; Solanales; Convolvulaceae
Source: the annotation of a GenBank genome assembly